AUGCGAAAACGUGAUCGGGCGAAGAAAAAAUCAUUUAAGAGUAAAUUAGAAGACGAUUAUAUUAUUUAUAAACGUCUAAGGAAUGAAGUCACUAGUGCUAUUCGAAAAGCUCGGAUACAUUAUUUCAAAGAGAAAUUAGAUAAAACUGCUGGAAACCCUAGAGCCUGCAGGAACCUUAUGAAAAUAGUACUACCCUCAAAGCGCAAGGAGAAAGAAAUUGAAAAACUAAUUAUAAACGAGAACGAAAUUAGGGAUACCAAAGAGAUUGCUAACUGUCUUAAUUCGCAUUUCACAACAGCUGCAUCUCAUUUAAAGUUUAUGAAUUACAGCGAAGAAGAAAGUUCGACUCUUAAUACGCCAGAAGUCCCCCCAAUAGAAACGAAACUAGAACCUGCGACGGAGAUGCCUUGCUUUGAAUUUUAUAGCGGUAUUCCUGAGAACGGUGUAAAUUUAAUGUUAAAGAACUUAAAACCAAAUAAAGUUGCGGGGGCAGAUACGAUAGCUCCAAAGAUACUUAAUAAAAUUGCUGCUGACAGUUUAUCACCUAGUAUAACAUCCCUGAUUAACCGUUCUUUAAUAAGUGGGUCCUUUCCGGACCAAUGGAAAAUCGCGAAAGUUAUCCCGAGUUUCAAAGGCCAGAAAUCAUACGAACGCGAUAAUUAUAGGCCAAUUUCCCUAUUACCGUGUCUGUCCAAAAUCUGUUAAUCCGUAGCAAACUUACAAAUGAAUGAGCACCUUACUGCUUUAAAUGGCACAAAUGAAUCUCAUCAAUUUGCAUAUACUAGAAAUAGCUCGACUACAAUUGCAUUGAUCAGAGUUCCCGACUCUUGGAAGUUGGCAAUCGAUCAGAAAAAACACACUGUUAACGUGUUCCUAGACCUGAGAAAGGCCUUCGACAUUAUUAACCACGACAUCCUCUUAAAUAAGGUCAAAGUUCUCGGUUUUGGUAUCAGGGUUAUACUCGAUGGUUUAAAUCCUAUCUAACGGACAGACAACAAUACGUUUAUUGUAACGGAGUGGAGUCGGAAAUUAGAAAGAUCACCAGUGGCGUACCCCAGGCCUCUGUGUUGGGACCGUCGUUAUUCAGUGUAUACUAUAACUCGAUCGCGGACUGCUUCGUUCAUUCUGAAACUACAUUAUACGCUGAUGAUUCUGAAGCGCACUGCUCCCACUUUUCCGUACAUGGUGCUGAAACAGCAAUGAAAAAUGAUCUUCAAAACAUUGAACAGUGGUUGAAGGCGAAUAGAAUGAUUGCGAAUAUUAAAAAGACCAAAACAAUGUUAAUCGGUUCGCGCCCUGCUCUUAGAAAGGCUGAAGCUGAAGAUAUACAGAUACAUCUUUUUAACAACAAAAUAGAAGAA
Molecule: messenger RNA, 1361 nt
Organism: Paramuricea clavata
Lineage: Eukaryota; Metazoa; Cnidaria; Anthozoa; Malacalcyonacea; Plexauridae
Source: the annotation of a GenBank genome assembly